Molecule: messenger RNA, 750 nt
Organism: Peronospora matthiolae
Lineage: Eukaryota; Oomycota; Peronosporomycetes; Peronosporales; Peronosporaceae
Source: the annotation of a GenBank genome assembly
AUGAUGAAUACAAUGGCUACGAUCGAGUGGCGUUUGCAGUCUCGUUCGAAUGUGGAGUUUCGACGAGCAAGGACGUGUCUGGAAUGUGGGCCGUCGACAGUGGUGCAACGCACCACAUUUGCCACGACAAGACCAAGUUCGCAAGUUUGGCAGAGCGCAAUGAGGGCGAACUUGGUGGCUGAUGGCAACAAGGUGGCCAUCAAGGGUGUGGGAACCAUCAUGGAAAAGGUGGUUCUGCCCAACGGUGAAGAGCGUGAGAUCGAAAUCAAGAACGCGCUAUAUGUUCCAAGUAUGAGCAAGAACCUGCUCUCGGUGCCACAGAUUAACAGCCAUGGCAAGUUUCAAGUCGUGUUUGACGGGUCCAAGAUGUAUGUGACUCUCAAGAACUCACAGCAAGUGGUGGCGACAGCGGAUCUCGUGGAUGGACUCUACUGGCUUCGGACGACUCAACGAUCAGCGAAUGUGACAACAAGUGGAACCAGUUGUGCCGAUCUACAUGCGAGAAUGGGUCAUGCUCCAGUCGAUGUACUUCGCAAGAUGAUCGCGACCAACAUGAUCAAGGAUGUGCGAGUCCCUCUCAAGUCGGGUGGAGCAACUACAUGUCGAGGAUGUCAACAAGGGAAAAUGGUCCAAAACCAUUUCCAAGUAACCGAGACAAGCGCAGCUACGAUACGUUUGAGCUACUUCAUCUGGACAUCUGCGGGCCCAUGGAAAAGGAUUCGCUCGGUGGCAGCAAAUAUUUGCUGCUGA